Molecule: messenger RNA, 2336 nt
Organism: Carya illinoinensis
Lineage: Eukaryota; Viridiplantae; Streptophyta; Magnoliopsida; Fagales; Juglandaceae
Product: cyclic nucleotide-gated ion channel 1-like
Exons: 7
Coding region: 384-2222 (612 amino acids)
Biological process (GO): monoatomic ion transport; transmembrane transport
Cellular component (GO): membrane
Molecular function (GO): monoatomic ion channel activity
Source: RefSeq, a predicted model, not a curated record
AGGGAUACGUAGACACUCGGCCAACGUACGGCUACAGGGCUACUUUCAUAUAUCUAUAUAUGUACUGGUGAUCUGCUAGCCCGAACAAAACCAAGAGUCUUACAAGGCUCAACGAACUGUUACGUGAAUAUAAUAAAGGUUCUUUUUCGGUUUUAUUGUCUGCUUUUAACACAACGUUCGAUCGAGGAGAGGCUUUUUUUCUGGGUCCGUCGACUAUAUUCAAGAAUAUUCAAGAAGACCUUUGCUUCUUCGUGAUCAUGAUAUUGUCUUAAGCUGUAGUGUUUUAAUUAAGAUUAUAGUACGUACGUUUCUCGAAUCUGAUUUCCAUUUUUUUCAGGAAGCAGAAUAUACAGUUAAUUUACUGGUACGUACUACUAAGAAUUAUGAGCUACCGUGGGCGUCGGCAAGAGAACGGCGCUAGGGACGAGGACGUGGAGAAGCAAGUUGCCAACAAUAAUGGAGUUAAUUCAGAAGAAAAGAAAACAGCAAAAAUGAAAAUCCUCCACCCAAAUGGGCUACCCGUUCGAGUCUGGAGUUGGAUUUUUGUAGUGUCCUCUGUUAUUGCAGUAUCAGUGGUGGACCCGUUGUUCUUGUACGUUCCUGUGAUCAACGAAGAUGAAAAGUGUCUUGCGUUGGAUACAAGAUUAAAAACCAUGGCUAUUUGUUUGCGAGCGUUCACCGACGUGAUUUAUUUUGUGAAUAUCAUUUUGCAAUUUGUCUGCCCAUAUAUGGACGAGGGCGCUCGUAAAGUUGGACGAAUUAAGUUUGUAACGAGUCCUUGGCCAAUAGCAAAGAGGUACUUGUUGUCGUGGCGCUUCCUAAUUGACAUUCUCGCUAUUCUUCCACUUCCACAGGUGUUAGUUCCAAUUAUAUUUAGAGAGAUGAGAGACCCAAGAUAUUUGGACAAGAGGAAGGUUCUGAGUGGUAUUGUUCUUGUCCAAUAUGUGCCAAGAGUUAUGCGGAUCUACAUAUCAUGGAGGAAACUUGUCAGGACUGCUAACAUAAUUGCUCGAAUUGUAUGGCUUAAAGCUGCAUUCAAUUUCUUUCUGUACAUCCUUGCCAGUCAUGUACUGGGUGCCUUUUGGUACGUAUUUUCUAUCCAACGAGAGACGGCUUGCUGGUACAUAGCCUGCAAAAAGCAAAAUGGAUCAUGUGUCCCAAGUGCUUUCAGCUGCAGUCAUAAGAGACCCCCCAGUUUGGAAAAUUACACAUUUUUAAUUGAUUAUUGUCCUCUUGAUAAACCAACAAAGUCGCAAUUUGAUUUUGGAAUAUUUCUUGAUGCCAUUGAAUCUGGUACAGUCGCAUCGAAAGAUUAUCCCAAAAAGAUGUUGUACUGUUUCUGGUGGGGACUGCAAAAUUUGAGUUCUUUCGGUCAAAACCUUCAAACCAGCAAUUAUUUCUGGGAAAACUGCUUUGCGGUUUUUAUUUCCAUCUCUGGCUUGCUCCUCUUUUUGUAUUUCAUUGGUAAUGUGCAGACAUAUAUUCAGUUGACAACCGCAAGGUCAGAGGAAGUUAUACAGAAGAUGAAAAUAAAAAAAAGAGAUAUAGAUUUGUGGAUUAAAAGGAACAACUUGGAUGAUGAUAUUAAACCACAUAUCAUGCCCAACAUACUACGGGUAUUGGAACAAAAUAUAGAUGUUGAUGCACAGAAUCCGCUACCUCAUCUUCCCAUUGAAAUAAGAAGGGAUAUUAGGAGCCAUCUUUGCUUACCCAUGCUAAAGAAAGUGCCAAUGCUGCAAAGUGAACAACACAUGUUGCAAUCCAUCUGCGAGAGUCUCAGGCCAGUGUACUUCAACGAGCGCACCUAUAUUGUUCGAGAAGGUGAACCCCUUGAUACGAUGCUCUUCAUCACGCAAGGCAUUGUUUGGAACUUCACAACCAGUCGUAGGGUUGAUGGAACUUUAUUAAGCGGAGAGUGUCUUGAAAGAGGCCAUUUCUAUGGAGAAGAACUUCUAGCUUGGGGGUUCAGAGGCUCCCCCAAACCCAACCUUUCGGACCUUCCACUCUCCACCAAAACUGUCAAAACCCAUACAAAAGUAGAAGGUUUUGUUCUGAUGGCCAAGGACUUGAAGACUCUGAUUUCCAGGAGGCCGACUGAAGCAGCUUUUGCUUUACAAGCUGCUUGGCGGCGCUAUAAUGGAAAGAAGAAUGCUCAGUGCAGCACUCUUGCAAGGAGGCCAAAACCAGGCCUCCAUGCUCAUAGACUAAUGAUGUGUGUUUGAAUGUUGAGUUGAGUUGAGCUAAAUUUUUUAUGAAUAAUAAUAAGUUGAGUAGGUAGAGUGAGUUAUGUCGAUCCAUCUCAAAUGAAUUUAAAUAUAUUUGGAUGUUAAGAUGAA